Molecule: messenger RNA, 486 nt
Organism: Lichtheimia ornata
Lineage: Eukaryota; Fungi; Mucoromycota; Mucoromycetes; Mucorales; Lichtheimiaceae
Exons: 7
Coding region: 1-486 (161 amino acids)
Molecular function (GO): zinc ion binding
Source: RefSeq, a predicted model, not a curated record
AUGGUUAAAUUGGGACUCUACUUGAAAGCUGAUCUCGAGAAUGUGACCAAUCUGAAGCCCAUGGAAGGUUUCGAAUGGUAUUUCAAGAUUCAAUGUGGUAGCUGCCGUGAGACUGACGAGAAUUGGAUUUCAUUCAACCCUGAAGAUACCGUUGACAUGUCUGGAUCACGUGGUACUGCCAACCUUGUAAUGCGAUGCAAAUUUUGCAAACGAGAGUCGAGCGCACAAUUUGACACCAGUGUCCCGAUCCAAGCUUACAGUGCUGAACAAAAUCGCAAGCUUCAAAAGAUCGCUGUAUUUGAUUGUCGUGGUCUUGAAUUGGUUGACUUUGCUCCCAAGGGCCCUUGGAGUGCAGAAGGCACUGAAACGGGUACUCCAUUCGAGGACAUUGAUUUCGAAGAGGGUGAUUGGGCUGAUUAUGAUGAAAAGUCUGAGGAACCAGUUGGUAUCAAUGAAAUAGAAGUCGAGUUCAAAAAGGAAAAGUAA